Molecule: messenger RNA, 825 nt
Organism: Penicillium oxalicum
Lineage: Eukaryota; Fungi; Ascomycota; Eurotiomycetes; Eurotiales; Aspergillaceae
Product: RTA1 domain-containing protein
Exons: 2
Coding region: 1-825 (274 amino acids)
Cellular component (GO): membrane
Source: RefSeq, a predicted model, not a curated record
AUGCCUGAGCUCAAGCCCUACAAGGGGGACUAUUUCCUCUGGGAUUACGUUCCGUCAAUAGGAGCGUCAGUUCUAUUCCUCAUUCUUUUUAUUUGCGCCACAAGUUUCCAUUGCUGGAAAGCCUGGAAAACAAAAACUCGUUUUUGCAUCCCGUUCUGUAUAGGCGGACUUUUCGAAAUCGUUGGGUACAUUGCCCGAGCAGCUUGCUACGAAAAUACAGCGGCACUGGUUCCAUACUCCGUCCAGAGUAUCUUUAUCCUUCUCGGUCCUGUUCUCUUCGCCGCGUCAGUUUAUAUGGUGCUCGGACGGCUUAUCCGAGGCGUUCGUGCAGAGCAACACUCUCUCAUCCGCAUCAACUGGCUUACAAAGAUUUUUGUUGCUAGCGAUGUAUUUUCCUUUAUGAUUCAAGGCACUGGAUCUGGCAUGAUGGCUAUGGGAGGAUCGAUGGCUUCUAUGGCCAAGAGCAUUACUGUUGUUGGACUUCUAGUUCAAGUCAUCAUGUUCGGAUUUUUCAUCGUUGUUGCCCGUGUGUUCGAGAAAAGGAUGACUCGUUCCCCUACGGCCGGGGGAACUCUAUGGAAGAGUCAUCUUUAUCCACUUUACCUGAUUAGCGGAUUGAUCAUGACUCGGUCGAUCUUCAGGGUUCUCGAAUUUGCCAUGGGCCAGAAGGGAUAUCUCUUGAGUCACGAAUGGACCAUGUACAUCUUCGACUCGGUUCUGAUGAUUGCAGUAAUGAUUGUCUGGGCUUUACGCUAUCCAAGCGAUUUGGUCAAAUUCGGUACAGAGGAUGGGUCGUUGAUGAUGGAUGGCUUUCAAUAUAAAUAA